AUGCUAGACGCCUUUCUCCUUAUUCUCACAUCCGUAAAGCCGCUGCAAGAGAGCAUCAAUAUCAAGAACCCCGGCACCUACAGCUGGCAGAUCAAAAUCCCCCAUAACAUUCUCGCACAGACGGAUGAGUUCGUGCUGCGCUUCGAGAUUCCGAACACGGAUUCGCGGACGACGUACACCGGGAGCAAGUACCAGAUAUCGUCGAAUGGCCUCAUUACUGUAGCGGGAGAGGCGGCUAGCUCUUCUGCUUCCUCCUCUGCAGCGCCCACUCCCAGCUCUACGUCUUCAGUGGAGCCAAGCUCACGCUCCACAUCGUCUCCAACAUUCUUACCGACAACGACAUCGACACCAAGCCCAACUACGCUGCCAUCGACAUCCACAUCAGAAGCAUCAUCACUCCAACCAACCACAACACCAACCCCCUCCCACGGUCUCAGCACAGGCGCCAAAGCCGGCAUAGGCGUCGGCUGUGCCAUCGCCGGUCUCGCCCUUCUCGCUCUCGUCGCCUUCCUCCUCUUCAAGCGCAGAAACCGCAGUGGCCCUGUUCUUGCUCCGUACCCGGCCGACCCGUAUCCCGGUGCAGACAACAAGAACCAGCCGGUGCCGAUAGUUGAGAUGGGGUCGGACUAUCCGCCGCAUGAACUGCAUGGGAAUGCGUCCCCGCAGGCGCAAGCACAAGGGGGUUAUGGGUAUCCGCCCGCGACUGUAAGCGAACAGGGGUAUCCUCCCGCGGAGAUGGGCGUGUAUCCUCAGGGGUGGGAGCGGCGGUGA
Messenger RNA from Mytilinidion resinicola, 771 nucleotides. RefSeq lists its product as uncharacterized. The record is from RefSeq and is a predicted model, not a curated record. The transcript has 2 exons. NCBI's taxonomy places the organism in Eukaryota, Fungi, Ascomycota, Dothideomycetes, Mytilinidiales, Mytilinidiaceae. The coding region runs from base 1 to 771 and encodes 256 amino acids.